AUGUUUCAAAUGAAUUUUUAUAGACAAUUUUUUGAUCUUGAUAGUGAUGUAUUUUUUCAAAAAAUUCAAAAAUCUUUAAAUCCAUUGGCACAUCUCGAUGAAUCAGAACCAUAUCCUCAUGAAUUAUACGGAUUUGUUUGGAUUACUGGAACAUUGAUUUUUUUAAUGUUUGUUAGUUCAACCGGAUCUCAUUUACUAAAUCAAUGGCUUCGUGGUAGUCCAGAUGAACCGUAUGCUUAUGAUUUUGAAUUAUUAAUUAAAUCAAUUAGUUUAUUUUAUGGGUAUAAUUUUGUUGUUCCUGCUUUGCUUUGGGCAAUGACCACUUAUUAUAACAAGUUCCCUGAACCACUUUCUUUGACUAGAACAAUUUCUAUAUAUGGAUAUACUAAUGUGUUAUGGAUCCCAAUUACUUUAAUUAAUGUUGUCAUUGUUGUGUUUGUUAAUAAUAACAAGCAUGGAUACAUUUUAAACGUUUUAGAAUGGACUAUUGUUGGAAUCAGUGGAUUAAUUACUGGAUUGAGCAACUUUAAUAAACUUGGACCUAUCAUCAAGAAGAAUUGUUUGAUGCUUAGCGAGACAGGAAGUAAAUCUUACUAUAUUAUUGUUGGAAUUUUAGCAGUUGUUCAUUUGGCAUUUGCUGUAGUUGUCAAAAUCAGUUUCUUUGGUAUCAAAGGAGAGAAAAUGAAUUGA
This is a messenger RNA of Candida tropicalis MYA-3404, 690 nucleotides long. RefSeq lists its product as uncharacterized. Gene Ontology annotation, biological process: vesicle-mediated transport. Bases 1 to 690 code for a protein of 229 amino acids. Lineage: Eukaryota; Fungi; Ascomycota; Pichiomycetes; Serinales; Debaryomycetaceae. The transcript has a single exon. The record is from RefSeq and is a predicted model, not a curated record. Gene Ontology annotation, molecular function: small GTPase binding. Gene Ontology annotation, cellular component: Golgi apparatus.